AUGGUGCUGCAGGCCUUCACUGGUGUAGGGCUAGGCUUCAAGAGGAACUUUUCGUCGGGUUUGCACCUCUUGCGGGCUUGGAAGCAAAUUGAGGUCCGCAAGCUGGCCAAGCAGCCGGAAUACAAAGUUGGGGAUGAGAAGCCACGGUACAUACCAAGCAAGCGGAAGACCGUCCCGGAUUAUAAGUACGGAGAAUCGCGCAUUUUCAAGCAGAGCAAUAAUGGGUUGUAUGGAGGCUCUUUCAUCCAGUUUGGCAACAACAUUUCGGAGUCGAAAACCAAGACCAGAAGAACCUGGCUGCCCAAUAUUGUUCGCAAGUCGCUAUGGAGCGAGGCAUUGCAGAAGGACGUGCGGAUCAAGCUAACCGCAAAGGUCUUGCGCACGAUCUCGAAGGAGGGCGGCCUGGAUAACUACCUCACGAAAGACAAGUCCGCCAGAAUUAAGGAGCUCGGGCCCAAGGGCUGGGAACUGAGGUACCGUGUCUUGGUAGCGCGCGAGCGUCAGCUGAACCCACCCCACAAAGACGCGCAAGCCAUCACGACUGAGGAUGGCCGCACAGUGACUGUCUACUACGAAGUGCCGCUGAACGGCACCACCUUGCGGAUCACCUGCGGCCGCCGUAGGCUGCUGUUUCAUCUAUUCAACAGAGAGCAUCGCGAACACAAGGCAGAUGGGCUUCACCUCACCUUCAAGUCCUUCUUGGACAAGCACAGAGACACCCCUGUCCCGGACAUCGUCAGCCGUCUGGUUGCCCUCGGUCACAGCAUGGAAGAGCUGACCGUUUGA
This is a messenger RNA of Eremothecium gossypii ATCC 10895, 786 nucleotides long. RefSeq names its product mitochondrial 54S ribosomal protein bL28m (gene MRPL24). Lineage: Eukaryota; Fungi; Ascomycota; Saccharomycetes; Saccharomycetales; Saccharomycetaceae. The transcript has a single exon. Gene Ontology annotation, molecular function: structural constituent of ribosome. Gene Ontology annotation, cellular component: mitochondrial large ribosomal subunit. The coding region runs from base 1 to 786 and encodes 261 amino acids. The record is from RefSeq and is marked provisional.